This is a messenger RNA of Aspergillus versicolor CBS 583.65, 1968 nucleotides long. RefSeq names its product flavin-containing monooxygenase. The transcript has a single exon. The record is from RefSeq and is a predicted model, not a curated record. Bases 1 to 1968 code for a protein of 655 amino acids. NCBI's taxonomy places the organism in Eukaryota, Fungi, Ascomycota, Eurotiomycetes, Eurotiales, Aspergillaceae.
AUGGCAUCUCAACCUCCCGUGGUCGACAGCAAAAAGCUCGACGCCAUUCGAAAGCGAUACGCCGAAGAGGCCAACAAGCGUCUCAAGCCCGAAGGUUCCUCGCAGUUCCUCCAGCUUACACAGACAGACGAAGCACGACUGCGAGCUCUGGCUGAAGAUCCCUGGGUUGACCAUUCCGCCUUAAACUCGAAGCAAUCUCCCAUUCACAGUAACGCCACUUAUCGCUUCUUCGUUCUAGGGGCAGGCUUUGGCGGCCUCCAGUAUGCGGUUCGAUUAAUCGACGAUGGAAUAGCCACAGCCGAUGAGAUUCGCCUUGUCGAUGCAGCGGGAGGAUUCGGUGGGACUUGGUACUGGAAUCGAUUCCCUGGUCUGCACUGCGAUGUUGAGAGUUAUGUGUACCUGCCGCUGCUGGAGCAGACGGGGUAUAUACCUAGCCAUAAGUACGCCCCGGGACAAGAGAUCCGUGAGCAUGCCGAGCGUAUUGCGCAGAAGUGGAAUCUGGAGGAUAAGACGCUCUUUCGAACUGAUAUUGAGAGCGUGGAAUGGGAUGACCGGUCGCAGCUCUGGAUUAUCAACAGCGUGGAGCGCCGUGGGAAUGAAGAUCCGAUUAAACGGACAUUCCGCGCGCAGUAUGUUUAUCUGGCUGCAGGGGUUCUGACUCGGCCUCAGAUUCCGCGUAUUCCAGGCUUAUUGUCCUUUUCAGGGUCCAUAUUCCAUACUGCGCGGUGGAACUAUGCCGUCUCUGGCGGCUCGCAGUCUAGCCAAGAGCUCACCGGCCUCAAGGGCAAGAGGGUUGCAGUUGUCGGAACAGCUGCGACGGCCAUUGGAACAAUUCCAGAGGUUGCGAAAUUUGCAAAAGAACUAUAUGUUAUACAGCGCACACCGGCAUACGUGAAACCCCGCGGUCAGCGCCCGACAGAGCUCGACCAUUUCAACAGUAAGAUCGCUGGUCAGAAAGGAUGGCAGUACAGCCGACAGUUGAACCUGAACAUAUUCAUUACGAACUCGGCACCACCAGAUCUGGAAAACCUGGUUAACGACGGAUGGACUGACAUGCCGGCAUAUUCGGCUAUAGUUGGUUCUCCCAACAACAGACCCCUGGAUCCAACGCCAGAAAACCUUGAAAAGCACUCUGACAGAUUCCAUGCUCUCGACCUACCGCAUAUGGAAGCGAUUCGAGCUCGGAUUGACCAGGUUGUCAAAGAUCCAGCCACAGCCGCAAAGCUCAAACCCUGGUAUCCCUCGUGGUGCAAGCGCCCGACAUUCAGCGACACCUACCUGGAGACCUUCAACCGACCAAACGUCCAUCUAGUUGACACAGACGGAAAAGGGCCGUCCAACAUCACACCGACCGGAAUCGUCGUAGGCAACAAAGAGUACCCAGUGGACAUCAUAAUCUUCGGCACCGGAUACCGAGUACCAACAGCAGGAAGUGGGAGUCCCGCCGUACGCACUGGGGUUAAUGUAACCGGUCGCAAUGGACAGAGUCUAGACGAUAAAUGGCAAGCUAAUGGCGCAGCUGCGCUACAUGGCUACGCGACCAAUGGAUUCCCGAAUCUGUUUUUCUCCGGGACAAGCCAGGCUACUAUAACCGGGAACAACAUCUUCAUGCUGGGGUUGAUAGCGAGGCAUAUAGCGUAUAUGAUUGCGGAAGGGGAGAGGCGGGUUGGGCCGGGGAAUAGGGCUAUCAUUGAGGUGACUCGCGAGGCUGAAGAGGCUCACACUGCGGAGAUAUUAGAGCGGGCCCCGUUCUUUUCUGUCCUCGCUGGUUGUACUCCGGGAUACUUUAACAGCCAUGGAGAUAGUGUGAAUAUCACGGACCCGAAUGAGAAGCAGAAGCGGGCAAAGGGUGUGACAUGGUCAGAAGGGGCGGCGUCUUUCCUUAGAUAUAUAGAGGGCUGGCGGGAGGAGGGCUCUUUGAAAGGGCUAUCUAUUGAGCCAGCUAGACAGGUUCAGGCUCGACUGUGA